CAGCAGCAGGAAGGGCAGAAGAUGGCGACUCCCUCAGAUAGCGAUCUCGUUCAGCUCAUUGACUAUGACGGAGAGAUGACUGCUGAUCUUGAACGGUGGAUGCAAGAUCAGGGUUUGGCAGAUGUGGGCUUCAACUACAACGUCAUAACCAUUCUUGGCUCACAGAGCAGCGGGAAAAGUACGCUCAUGAAUGCGUUGUUUGGCUGCAAUUUCCAAGUGAUGGACGCGCUGAAAGGUUACAGCCAGACCACAAAGGGGCUUUGGAUAGGCCGUGAUCAUCUUGGCAGGAAUAUUGGCAUCGGCGACGAAGCGGGGAAAGACACUAGUUCGAGUCUGGACCGCCCUGUAUUGUUGCUAGAUGUCGAGGGUUUAGAUUCCCGUGAACGAGGAGAGCGGCGACAAACUUAUGAGAACUUCUUUUCGCUCUUCGCCUUGGCCCUUGCGGACUGCCUGUUGGUGAACAUCAGCUGUGCAGCUCUCGGUUGUCAUACGGGAUCGGGGUUUGGCCUCCUUAAAACUGUCAUGGAGGCAAAUCUAGAGCUUUUCAUGCACCAAGAUGACGCUCCCAAGACGAUUCUGCUCUUUGUUGUUCGCGAUUGGGCGCCGUCUAUAGUGCCUGAGGACGUCAUGAGAGAAAAAAUCGAGAAGGACUAUGUCAACAAAAUUUGGGCAGAAAUCCAAAAGCCGGAUUCUGUUGCAGACUCCUCCGCUGCAGAUUUUUUCACGGUGGAGGUUUUCGGUCUUGCCCACAAGUUGCUGGCCCCUGCUGAAUUCGAAAAGGGCGUAUGCAGCCUACGAGAGAGAUGGGCAGAAGCUUUCAGCCCCAAGUCGUACACGCGCAAGAUUCCAGCAGAUGGUUUCGGCGCCUAUGCGAGGAGCAUCUGGGAGACGAUAAAGCAACAGUCGCAUCUGGAUAUUCCCAACCAGAAGGAGAUGCUUGCGAUUUACAGAUGCCAGGACCUGAAGCGAGAGGCCCUGCAGGCAGCGACUUCACGCGCUGCAGUACUUCAGCAGAACUACCCUAAGCCGACUGCGGCAAACGCAGCAGCGAUAUCGGGCAGCAUGGAAUCCAUUGCCAAGGAUGCACUGGCUCAGUACCUAUCGCAGGCUGCGCGAUACCAAGAGAAGAUCUGUACCAGCGUGAAGGCGGAGCUAAUUGACGCCAUCGCUGUUGUCCUCAAGCCCAUGGUAGAUGCUCAGCUCACAGAGGCUCGAGAGACCAUUGCAAGGAGGCAUAAAGACGCACUCAGAGAGGCCUACACCAAGGACGCGCGCGACACCGCAGUCUCGGCACGGGGGGAGUCCAUGCUGGAGGCAUGGGCGGCUUUCAACAAGAGGAGCGCCGCAGCAGUGGCCGCUGCAGCAGCGGAUUUUCUCGCAUUUAGCGAGGAACGCAGCAUUCGAUUGGAAGGGGGCGAGCACCUCCAUUUCCCGAGUAACCUCAUCGCCGAUGCGCUCCAAGUGGAGAUGCAUCAGGAGGUAGAAGCCAUCCGUGAAACCCAGCAAAAAGCUCUCGAUGAGGCGAUUGCGGAGAAAUGCGCUGACAGUUUUACUGGCAUUGACGCUCACCUCACCACUCGAAAUUUUACACCCCAUAACUUCUGGGAGGCGUGCAGGGGGCGUGCUGCAACAAGCGCAACGUUGUGCGCUGCCCAGUUUGCCGCUGCUGGACGGGGGCUUGCUGCGGAUAUUCCGGAUGGAGAUGCAGCAGUAGCAGAGGCAGCGGCAGCGGAGUUCGCAAUUCGCUGCCGCCUGUUGGCUCUCUGGCAAUUGAGGAUCUGCCUUUCAAAACUGGUUGGUGGUCUCCAUGUCUAUAUCCUGGAGCGUUUCUCUUCGCUGUUUUCCUAUGAUGACGACGAUCACCCUCGGCGUUGGGAACUGGUUUCGGCCGAAAAGCUGCAGUCGCUAUUUCUAACUGCCAAGACCCAGGCACUUGCCCUUAUACCAACCCUUCGUGAGGUGCAACUCGAGCGUUUGAGUCUUACUACAGUGACGCUUGAGGCGCAUGAGGAGUCAGAAGAUAUGGCAGAGAGAGCGGUAGACACGGAUGGAGAGGAUGACAAAGACAGGAAACCCAUGCCUGCUGCCUACUACCGGCCACUGAUUGACCCUAUAUCGGCGCAAACCAUUCAGAGAAAAGCCGUUGCAGCGAUGCAGCAGCAGUGUCGGGAGGCUCAGCUAUUGCAACAGCGUUGCGGUAGCAGCGCAUCAUGGCGGUCUGUGCCUAUGUGGGGGUGGUUGUUGUUGGUGUGCCUUGGCUGGAACGAGAUAGCUAUGGUUUUUUCUUUCAUGACAAGAAACUGGCUAGCCCUACCGUUGCUGUUCAUGGCUUUACUCCUAGUAGCAGGGGUCUUCAUGAGUGGUCAGGUGGAAGUCGCGACACACGGAGCGAGGCACGCAGUGCAGCUCAUUCGGUUGCUGCUGCAGCCCUUUCUGCACGGACUUCUCAAGACGGUGACGGACAUGAUGGAUCCCAGUGGCCUUGCAGGACGGGGUGUUGUGCUGUCUCCUCGUGAAGGGGCCAGCGUAAAAGAGAGUUCUCAACAGACGCCUAAUGAAGUGGCGGCGCUCAAGGAGAGGGCUGCUAAGCAUAGCCACUCUUGA
Messenger RNA from Cyclospora cayetanensis, 2604 nucleotides. RefSeq names its product protein SEY1 homolog. Lineage: Eukaryota; Apicomplexa; Conoidasida; Eucoccidiorida; Eimeriidae. The transcript has 20 exons. Gene Ontology annotation, biological process: endoplasmic reticulum membrane fusion. The record is from RefSeq and is a predicted model, not a curated record. Gene Ontology annotation, molecular function: GTP binding; GTPase activity. Bases 22 to 2604 code for a protein of 860 amino acids. Gene Ontology annotation, cellular component: endoplasmic reticulum.